AUGUUCUAGAUUCAUCCCGACACCACCAUGUCGAAGGUUUCUUUUAAGAUCACGCUGACGUCGGAUCCGCGGCUGCCGUACAAAGUACUCAGUGUUCCUGAAAGUACACCUUUCACAGCAGUCUUAAAGUUUGCAGCAGAAGAAUUUAAAGUUCCUGCUGCAACAAGUGCAAUUAUUACCAAUGAUGGAAUAGGAAUAAAUCCUGCACAGACUGCUGGAAAUGUUUUUCUAAAACAUGGUUCAGAACUGCGGAUUAUUCCUAGAGAUCGUGUUGGAAGUUGUUAAUAUCUGCUACUUGGAACAUACAAUUGCCUUUCAGAAUAAAUAUUGGUAUUUUUUGUUGUUGUAAAAAA
Molecule: messenger RNA, 353 nt
Organism: Sapajus apella (tufted capuchin)
Lineage: Eukaryota; Metazoa; Chordata; Mammalia; Primates; Cebidae
Product: ubiquitin-fold modifier 1
Exons: 1
Coding region: 28-285 (85 amino acids)
Biological process (GO): protein K69-linked ufmylation
Cellular component (GO): nucleus; cytoplasm
Source: RefSeq, a predicted model, not a curated record